Marmota flaviventris (yellow-bellied marmot) is the source of this 3732-nucleotide messenger RNA. Lineage: Eukaryota; Metazoa; Chordata; Mammalia; Rodentia; Sciuridae. The record is from RefSeq and is a predicted model, not a curated record.
AUGGGAAAUUCACGUUGUACAGAAACAGAGGUUAUCGAGUCCUUGGGAAUUAUUAUCUAUAAAGCACUGGACUAUGGAUUGAAGGAGAAUGAGGAACGGGAGCUAAGCCCUCCCCUGGAGCAGCUCAUCGACCGGAUGGCCAACACGGUGGAGGCCGAUGGCAGCAAGGACGAGGGCUACGAGGCUGCAGACGAGGGCCUAGAGGAGGAGGAAGAUGAGAAGAGGGCCGUCUCCGCCGUACGCUCCUACCGAGACGUCAUGAAGCUGUGUGCUGCUCAUCUCCCAGCCGAGUCAGAGGCACCAAAUCAUUAUCAGGCAGUGUGUCGCGCACUGUUCGCAGAAACCAUGGAGCUCCACACGUUCCUGACUAAAAUCAAGAGUGCAAAGGAGAAUCUUAAGAAGAUUCAAGAAAUGGAGAAGAGUGACGACUCCAGCACAGACCUAGAUGAGCUGAAAAACGCUGACUGGGCCCGAUUCUGGGUCCAGGUGAUGAGGGAUUUGCGAAAUGGGGUAAAACUUAAGAAAGUCCAGGAGCGGCAGUACAACCCACUGCCCAUCGAGUACCAGCUGACCCCCUAUGAGAUGCUGAUGGAUGACAUCCGGUGCAGAAGGUACACCCUGCGGAAAGUGAUGGUGAAUGGCGACAUUCCUCCUCGGUUAAAGAAGAGCGCUCACGAGAUCAUCCUGGACUUCAUCAGGUCAAGACCUCCUUUAAACCCCGCUUCAGCCAGAAAACUGAAACCAACCCCACCACGGCCUCGGAGCCUGCAUGAAAGAAUAUUAGAAGAAAUUAAAGCAGAAAGAAAGCUACGGCCCGUGUCCCCGGAAGAGAUUAGACGGAGCCGAUUGGCCCAGCAGCCACUGUCUAACCAGGAGGAGACUCUGCCCAGGUCGUCCAGUGGCAGCAGCGCGUCGCCCUCCUUCCUCGAGGACCCAGCGCUGGAGGCCACGUGCGUGAGGAAGAAGCCCCCAGAGUUCCUGCCCAUGUCGUCCACCCCGCAGCCUGAGCGUCGGCAGCCGCCCCAGCGCCGGCACUCCAUCGAGAAGGAGACGCCCACCAACGUGAGGCAGUUCCUGCCCCCGACCCGGCAGAGCUCCCGCUCCCUGGAGGAGUUCUGCUUCCCCGUGGAAUGCCUCGCCCUGACGGUGGAGGAGGUGAUGCACAUCCGCCAGGUGCUGGUGAAGGCAGAGCUGGAGAAGUACCAGCAGUACAAGGACAUCUACACCGCCCUGAAGAAAGGAAAGCUCUGCUUCUGUUGCCGAACCCGGAGGUUUUCCUUCUUCACCUGGUCUUACACCUGCCAGUUCUGUAAGAGACCCGUGUGCUCACAGUGCUGCAAAAAGAUGCGGCUGCCCUCCAAGCCAUACUCCACUCUACCCAUCUUCUCUCUGGGACCUUCCACCUUACAAAGAGGGGACAGUACUACCAGGUCAGAAAAGCCCCCGGCAAGCCACCAGCGGCCACUGCGCAGCAUCGCCAGGUUCUCCUCAAAGUCUAAGUCUGUGGACAGGUCGGAUGAAGAGCCGCACUUUCCCAAGGAGCUCAUGGAGGACUGGAGCACCAUGGAGGUGUGCGUGGACUGCAAGAAGUUCAUCUCGGAAAUCAUCAGCUCCAGCCGGCGCAGCCUGGUGCUGGCCAACAAAAGAGCCCGGUUAAAAAGGAAAACACAGUCCUUCUAUGUGUCCUCUCCUGGCCCCUCGGAGUACUGUCCUUCAGAGAGGACUAUCAGUGAGAUCUGAGCCGUGCCUUCCACUGGCUUCUGUGUGCAGAGUUGGGGCAGCCAUGUCUGAGGAUGCUGACCGGGCCGUUCCUUUCCGUGGUUUGACUAAACAGGCUUAAGUUUGCAGUGGACCAGACUCCUGCUGUAUCACCUUGUCCCACAGGCUCUACGCUGAGUUCCCUCGACUGGUAAUAGGAACAGGCCAGCCACCUGUUCGUUGGCCCUGAGAGGACAGUACUCUGGAACUUGCUUUGUGUGUGUGGAUGUGGAGGCCGGAACCUUGCUGAGUCCAGUUCCUUGCCACCCCUCCAGUGAUCCUGGCUGAGGCAGAAGCUGCUCCCGCACGUAGUCAGACAGAGAUGUCGAUGGCAGCAGGGCUGUGCGCAGGAAGGCACGUUGGCAGUUCCACCUGACAGUGUGCCUGUCCAGGGUGCCUGGUGAUGGCGGGCCAGGCUGUCCAUCGUCUCAGCACAACACCUGGAGGGACUUGCUGAUGCCGUCCAGCUGACUGAAAUCGUCAUUGUUCCAAGGUUCAAGUUUGUGCUGGCACUGUAGUGCAGAGCAUCUGAGGGAGCGGGGCCUCGAGGUGGCCACGUUGUCCUGGCGCCUGCAUCAGUGUUGCUGAGCCUGUGACGGGCCUCCUUCCCCAUCACGAGUGUAUUUCAGUUACUGGGUGUCGUCAUGAGGAUCUGAGAAUGACAGUUCUGUGGGAGUUUCAGGACAGAGGAAGGCUAAACUGUUCUCAAGCAGCUGAGGGUAUUUGGUCAGCCCUGGAGUGGGCUGUGACCACAGAGGGUGCCGGGAGGAGGAGCUGGGGCUCAGCAUUUUCAGCUGCGUUUUUCAUGACUUUAUAGUGCAGCCAUCACGACUAAAUUAAGCUACAAUUUGGUACCUAAGGUCUCAAACUGAAAUUUAUUUUUAUAAAUGAAUUUUGAAAGAAAAAUGUCUAGCUCUUUUAAAAUUAUAUGAAAAUUAACCUGCUGACAGGCAAGAUUUUUGGAUGCUUUUUGCACUGAUUUCCUGGUAGAUAACUUGAGUGAAGGCUGGGUUUCGGAUGAAGGAGGCCUGGAGGGCGGUUUCCCAGUUCCAGGGGCCCUUCUGUGGGCCAGCCUUUAUUAUUUUGGUAUGCUUAGAAGUGACCAGCCAACCAAAUCAGCAUUAACGUUCAGAAAGUCACUUAAUGCACGGGCACAGUAAUUUCCUGAAAGCUGUAGUUCGUGUCUGUGGUCACACCCCAGCAGCCUAGGGAGCUGCGGGCAUGGCAGUCACAUUUCCAGCCACAUUUCCAUAUUAAGUUAACAGUAAUACCUCAGAACUGCUCUGGUAGUAGUUUUUAAAGGAUUGAAAUUUACAAUUUAGUAAAUGGCUUUAAAUUACUGAUACUUAUGAAAUAAACUUUAACAGUUGACUAAAUAAUACAUGUUAACAGUUGGUCUGUGCUGCUUGUGAAAGCGGGUCCCCAGAACACGCUGCUGGCUGCUUCAGCCAUGUUCAAGCCUUUUUUUAAAGAGCUUUAGAAAUCACACCAGGGAAGCUUGCUUAUGCAAUUUUCCAAGAGACUCUGAACUUCACAUUCCAGACAGUUAGGUGGGGCCACCUGCUUUGGUGGCCCUGGGUGUGAGCUUCUGAAGCAGCUACCAGGCAGGUCCUGAGGAGAGCAAGGGACGCAGAUGGAGUUCACACAGUGUGCACUCGCAUGCAGGGCGGUGACUAGUUCCACUGUGUGUGCAACACAAGAAAUAAAGCCCAGGACGAGGAUUUUACUCCUGUUCACAAAGCAGUGACCUGGUUAAACCCCUUGUCCCUUCACCUCCUCACAUGGGAUGACCGGGCAUCACGGUCACCCCUUAGCAGGCUGUGAGGGUGUAGAUUCUUCAGCAGCAGGGAUGGGUUUGGCCAAGUGCACAGAGGUCAGAUGGAUGGCGUGUGGUUGAAACCACCAAAACCAGUAGGCAUUGCCCGGGCUGCCAAGAAGGAUUCUGAAUUAGCCCUGGGAUGUGUGCUGCAGGCU